AUCACAAAGGGUUGAGCACGAGCUUAAAAUUCAGCUGAAUUUAACAAAAAUGUGAAAAUUAUUUAAUUUAAUUUGUAAUUUGCUAAUUUCAAAAAACAAUUACACCCCAAUUUAAAACAUGGCAGAAAUCAUCAGUUCGUGUUCGUCAUGUUGUGCCCCAUUCUCCCCAGAGGAAUCUCGCAUUACGGAAAUAACCAUCAUUUCAGCAAAACAUCACGACGACUUGUUAGGCGAAAUUGAAAUCCAUCCCGACCAAGGGGUCAAAGUUUCCAUUCAAUCCGUUCUACGAGAACUGUUUGUAUUCCAAGUUGGGUCAUAUUUUGACCCCCAAUUGUGUCACGAUUGUGCAGACUCGUUGCAAAAGUUGCACUUAUCUUUCACCCAAUUUGUCGGUCUUUUAAAUGACACCGGAAAAUUGUUUAGCGCACUUGGACCCAGAGUUAAACUAGACGUGUCGCAAGGGAAGGAAGCGACAACACUUAAUUAUGACGGGGCAUCAAUUUUGGACGUGCUUAUCAAAGAAGAGGCAGACUCGGGAGGGGAAGAUGACCCCUUCGUGUGUGGAAAUGAUGGUGACUCGGAUACCGGGAUGGAUAACGAUGAUAUCGAAUCGAUAUCUGAUGAUGAGGACACUGAUGACGAGGACUUGAGUGACCAGCGUGACUACAAAUUACGACCACGGCGAUCAAAAUCUCGCGAGCGUGAGUCCACAAAUCUCGUCACUUUCGAUUCUGAGGAAGACUUUGACUGUGAGGAUGAACAGUCUAGCGAUUGGGAAGAAGUCCAAUCCAUUUCUGAACUCAGUGAUGGCGAAGGCGAAGGCGGUGGCGAUGGCGAUGGAGAUAAUCCCAAUGCACCAUCAAAUUCUUCCCCCAAAGUGAAAAAAGAAGACCCGGUCCCUGACCCAACUGCCGGCACAGUGGAAGGCACAAUGGUCUGCCCGUUUCCAUCUUGUCUUCGCACCUACACUAAAAGGAAGUCGUACCGUCGCCACUACAUCUCCGCCCAUCUGCGUGGCACUCGCCGCCGUUCCAAAGUCAAGAUCCACACCUGCAAGAAAUGUGACCUCACCUUUUCCCACAAAGAUCUCUUCCGCAUCCACAAGGAGUCACAUAAGCCUAACUCGACUUCAAUGAAGCUUCACAAAUGUCCCAUAUGUUCCCAGCCCUUUGCAAAACUUCUCCUCCAUGACCACGUCAUUUCCCACGGUGUCGAAAACCCAUAUUCCUGCUUGGAGACGGAUUGUCCUGAAAAAUUUCCGACCUUGUCUCUCCUCCAAAAACACAGAACCAAUGCCCACUACAAACUCAGACUUCGCACGAAAUGUACCGUCUGUUCUAGCACUUUCCGAUCUUCGUGGCACAUGCGACGCCACCAAGAACGUAUCCACAUGGUUCGAUCGGACACAACAGACGCUCAAUUCUGUUGCGACACGUGCAGCAAAGUAUAUCCUACGGAAAAACAACUCAAAGAACAUGUUCGUUCGCACUCCUCCCAAGAAAAAUGUAGUUGUCCAUUUUGUGGUAAAAUUUUCGCCUAUAAGCGCUCCAUGCGCCGCCACCUGACACUUCAUACCACUGCGGGACAAAAAUUGUACUGCUGUUGGGAAAACGAAUGUGGGCAAAUUUUCGCCAGUAAGGAAAACCUUGUCCAGCACCAUUUGGACAGACACCCCUCCUCCCAAGUCAAGCUUAAUCUUGCCGACUUAUGCAAGAUGGAAGAGGAGAUUGGUAUAGAAGACGACAUAAAGGGAUUGAGGGAGGCUAUAUUUCGCAAAAAUAUGGCGAAACCGGAGGUAAAUAAGGUCAGGACUAAACGCGACCCUAAUCAACCUUGUCCCACUUGUGGAAAAAUCGUCGUCAACCUAGCCACUCAUCUGGCCACGCACAUCUCUCCACGGAUAAGACACUUGUGUGAAUUAUGUGGUCAGGACUUUUCAUCCCGGUCCGGACUGCUGGGUCAUGUCCAGUUUCGCCACAAACCGGUGACCCCUCUGCUCUGCUCGAACUGCGGAAAAAGUUUUAAGCGUAACAGAGAUUUGCGAGCGCAUAUGAAACUGCACGAGCUCGGCGAUGCGAAACCUUUCACUUGUCAAAUCUGUGGAAAACAGGUCAGGACGGAGAAGAGUUUACGACAACAUGUCGACCUGGUUCAUACCAAGAUAGGGAAGCAGUUCAAGUGUGAACAGUGUGGCCAUGAAUUCAAGCAGAAUCAUAACUUGAGACAGCAUAUCAAAAUGGUACAUCAAGGAGAGAAGAGAAGGCCGAGAGAACCAGGCAGUGAAAUUCGACAUAAGCGGAAGAAGACCUCUCCUGCUUCAUCUAGUACCGAUUAUCGAUACCACGGACAUGAUAGUCGACUGGACGUUAGUCCAGUCAAUCCACAAUUCUCACAUCCAGCGACUUACCCACUCUAUUAUGGAUCGAGUGGAUUGUAUUAAUUAUUUUUCCUUUUGCAUUUAAUAAGUGCAUAAAUAUGUAACUACAUAACUAAACCAUUUAUUUAAGAUGUAAUUGUAAUUGUACCAUCUCCACGGUUUAGCACAUUUAAAAUAAUUCACUUUGUCGCUUAUUUAUAAAAUGUAUUUAGUGUGGAAUGUUUUAUACAUGAAAAUGACGUAAUGUUGCAUUUUUCUUCAACUUGUAUACACUUUUAAUGCAUUUCGUAAUUAUUAAAACAUUUUUAAAAAAAUAGAUUAAUUUAGAAUCAACAUUCAGACGUUUUCAGUUGAAUAUUUUGAAAAAAUAAUAAUUUGAGAAUUUACGUGUUAAAUACAUAUGUACAUAAAUAUUUAAAGCAGCAUGCUAAUUUUGGAUCAAGUUUAAUUUGUUAAUAAAUAGGCAUUACUAGGGAAAUGUAGCAUUAAUAGUUAAUUGCUAAUUUUAGUCUGACUAAGGCUGAAUAAACACUGCACACUGUAAGUUUUUUUAUUCCUAUG
Folsomia candida is the source of this 2938-nucleotide messenger RNA. Its product is annotated as zinc finger protein 595. NCBI's taxonomy places the organism in Eukaryota, Metazoa, Arthropoda, Collembola, Entomobryomorpha, Isotomidae. Bases 119 to 2440 code for a protein of 773 amino acids. The transcript is spliced from 6 exons. The record is from RefSeq and is a predicted model, not a curated record.